CUCUUUCUGCGCAUACGCACACUGGAGGAGACUGAGCGCUGACGAGCUAGCUUCUCGUACCGUUUGGUCAGUUUGGCUCUGAGCUUUUUGCUGACUCCUGUUUACAGUUUUCCGUCUAACAGCUGUUUGUUUCUACCGAGCGGGAUCAAGGCGAUCGAGGCGUGAAGGAAUAUGCCCAAAAAUAAAGGUAAGGGAGGUAAAAAUCGGCGACGUGGAAAGAACGAGAAUGAGUCCGAGAAGAGAGAGCUGGUGUUCAAAGAGGACGGACAGGAAUACGCUCAGGUGAUCAAAAUGUUGGGGAACGGACGUCUGGAGGCCAUGUGCUUCGACGGAACCAAGCGGCUCUGCCACAUCAGAGGAAAACUCCGGAAAAAGGUUUGGAUCAACACGUCAGACAUCAUCCUGGUCGGACUGAGAGAUUACCAGGAUAACAAAGCCGACGUCAUCCUCAAGUACAACGCAGACGAGGCUCGCAGUUUGAAAGCGUACGGAGAGCUGCCGGAGCACGCCAAAAUCAACGAGACAGACACCUUCGGGCCUGGAGACGACGAUGAGAUCCAGUUUGAUGACAUUGGCGACGAUGAUGAGGACAUUGAUGAUAUCUAAAGACCUGCUGCUGGAGGGGGAAGGUGGGCUUUUACUAGAGAUGCUCUGAUUGGGAUGAAUCGAGCCGAUGCAGCGCACCGAUGAUAAUUAUUUUUAUUAAGAUCAGCCUAUGCCAGUCCAAUACACUUUAUUAAUACAUGGUAUGUUUAUUCCAGUCUGUAGGCCGUCAGUAGACGUCUUUAAGUGCAUUUCACAGCCACUACCAGUACUUUGAGUUGUUGUCUUCAUGAAUGAGACUGUCUGAGCUGCAGGCGCUUCGUUGCUUUUCCUGCCUUGGAUUGGAGAACCAGAGUAGGCUGAUCAUCAGAACCGUGGUUCAGGUUUUUACCUCCUAACACGACAGAACGGCACAUCUGCCAUCUCAUCCAUCGAGGCUUUCUUCUUCUUUUUUUUUUAUUCCUUUACUGUCCAGGACUCACUGUUUUGUAAACACCGUGACUGCAAAAUCUCUCACUCCAAAUCUUUUAAAAAAUGUAUUUAUAUAAUUUCACUCUGUGGGAUUUAGACACAACUGCAGAAUCUCUGGAUUCGCCAAUAAAAACGUGAACCAUGUUCCUCCGGUCUGUAUCAUUGUAAGGCAGUCUGAAAGCUGUUUAAUAGGAGACAACACUGACUCUGGAUCUGUUUCCAUUUGUCCACGUCCUGUCCCACCAUCACACCGACUGUUUGCUCGUUUUGGAUGGAACCACAGCUGAUUGAAGGCUCCCCUCCUCUACCCCUCAAAUCAGAAGAAGAAUCAGAUGUAUUUUUCUAUCGUUUCCCGUGUUUGUGUUUCUGUCUGUUUUUGUUUCCAUGUUCUGUUUUGAAUCUUCGCUGCUCUUCUUUCUGUGGCUUCAGUCGGACCAGCGGUUCCCAGACCUUUUCCCCUCCCGGUGAAACCAGUAAAACCUCACAGCAGAGCCGUCUAUCUCGUCCCAAACUCUAGCAGAUCUCCGUAGAAUAUAUGUUUUCCCUCCCUGACCGUUUGGGAACCGCUGCUCCGGACCACGCAGGUCCUGUCGCUGUAACUCUGAAUUAAUUAAAAAAAUAAAAUGUACUAUGAUGUUUGAAGGCUGGGUUUCCAAUAAAGAUCUUAACUCCA
This is a messenger RNA of Acanthochromis polyacanthus (spiny chromis), 1687 nucleotides long. It is a transcript of the gene eif1axb, whose product is annotated as eukaryotic translation initiation factor 1A X-linked b. The coding region runs from base 172 to 606 and encodes 144 amino acids. Gene Ontology annotation, biological process: translational initiation. Gene Ontology annotation, molecular function: translation initiation factor activity; RNA binding. Gene Ontology annotation, cellular component: cytoplasm. The transcript has 7 exons. The record is from RefSeq and is a predicted model, not a curated record. Lineage: Eukaryota; Metazoa; Chordata; Actinopteri; Pomacentridae.